AACAUGUCCGUACCCUCCUUAAUUCCUCCUUGCAAAUUCCAUUUUCAAAAUCGCCGGUUGCAACUCAGAAUCGCCGCAAGCACCCGCCUCUCGCACCCGCCUUCUUCAAAUGUCAAGCUCAGAGACAAUUCAACUUUGCCGUCCAUGUCUGACAUUCUCGAAGCUUCCAGAGCCCAGAAGCUGGACCUUCAGCUCCGAACGGUGGGGCCCUUUUUCAGAAUCACGGCCAAGAGCUUGGAGAGCCAGAACGAGGUGGGAAGGGCUGAGGGGAUAAUUAGGGUGUGGCUAGGAGGCAGAAUUCUUCACUUGGACUCCAUGAAGCUCCAACGAGAAACGAUCGGGAUGGAGAAAUCCAUCUUCGGGAUAGGAUUGUUCAUCGGAGCUUUGGCCAUUCGAUAUGGCUAUGAUUGCGGCUGCAAAAAAGCUGAGUUGCUCGCCAUUAAUGAUUCUGAUCUUUACCAUUCCAAGCUGGUUAGGUUCUACAGCAGAAUCGGAUUCAAGGCCGUGCAUGAAGUGAGUGGAUCAUCAGUUGGGGACUUAGGGCACAUGUUAAUGUGGGGAGGAAUAGGCACCCGCAUGGAUGCCAAUAUUGAAGACCUUAUGAUUAAAUGGUGCUCCAGAUUCACACCUAAGACCUGAUGAUUCUUAUCCCUUCUGUCUCACUGUGCAUGCAAAGUUUAGUUUAUUUUUGGUUUAGACACCAAAUUAAUUAAGAGAAUUAUGAAUAGCGUGUCUUUUUACAUUUUUAUAUAUGUAUACUUAGAUUAAUUACAUCCUCUUGUAUAAAAUAAGGUUUGUAGAGCAACUCCCCAUCAUAUUACCCUAUGUUUUUAUUUAUUUUCUUAUUUAUGAUGGUUUUUUUUUUUUUCAUGUAGUUAACAGGCUAGUUCAGUAGUUUGUUAAUUUCGUUAUUUUUCUCUGUUUGAAAUUAUUCAUGUUUCAUUGAAGAUUAGCCCGAGAGACUAGGUGAAAUGAGACACAUUUAAGAAAUGUUCCUUUCAUUUCGUGCGCAGCAAUGUAGGUGAAGUGAAAAAGUGUAAUCCAUAUGAUUGUCGUUCCUUAUAAUGCAAGUAAUAUUUUCAUUCUCUUUUUUUCCAAGAAA
This is a messenger RNA of Neltuma alba, 1102 nucleotides long. RefSeq lists its product as uncharacterized. The record is from RefSeq and is a predicted model, not a curated record. Lineage: Eukaryota; Viridiplantae; Streptophyta; Magnoliopsida; Fabales; Fabaceae. The coding region runs from base 4 to 639 and encodes 211 amino acids. The transcript is spliced from 2 exons.